UUCUGUGGUGUUGUUUACAAAUGUUGGAGUAACAGUAUUUCACUAUUUUAGUUCAAAUAAAUUUGAAUGUAAAUAAUAUUAUAGUAUUAGAAAAUGAAGGAUUCCAAAUCAGCUCAAACCAAAAUAGAGGAUCUGAACGAGUUGCGUAGCUAUUUCUCAAGUCACAACGUAGUGCGGGAAUACAUUUCACACAGUUCAAAAGUUCAUUCAGUGGGCUGGUCGUGCGAUGGCCGGCGACUUGCUUCGGGAUCUUUCGACAAAAGCGUUGCUAUAUUCAACUUGGAGAGGAGUAGAUUGGUACAAGAUUUUGUAUUCCGAGGUCACACUGGGUCUGUGGAUCAGCUGUGUUGGCACGCUUCUCACCCAGACCUCUUGAGCACGGCCAGUGGAGAUAAAUCUGUGCGGAUAUGGGAUACCAGAUCUCGGAAAUGUGCGGCCACGAUCACAACGAAGGGCGAGAACAUAAACAUCGCGUGGUCGCCCAGCGGCGCCACCAUCGCCGUGGGCAACAAAGAGGACCUGGUCUCAUUCAUUGACGCGCGCAAUUUUAAAGUUGUGACAGAGGAGCAGUUCAAUUUCGAAGUGAACGAGAUCUCGUGGAACAACACCUCGGACCUGUUCUUCUUGACAAAUGGGCUGGGAUGUGUGCACAUACUUUCUUAUCCAACGUUGGAGCUGCAGACGGUACUGAAAGCGCACCCCGGCACCUGCAUAUGUAUCGAGCACGACCCCACGGGCCGUUACUUCGCCACGGGGUCGGCGGACGCGCUCGUGUCGCUGUGGGACGUCAACGAGUUGGCUUGUCUGAGGGUAUUCUCAAGGUUGGAGUGGCCCGUUCGCACGUUGUCCUUCAGUUUCGACGGUCGCCUGCUGGCGUCGGCCAGCGAGGACCACAUCAUCGAUAUAGGGGACACAGAGACAGGCGAGAAGGUGGCAGAGAUUCCGGUAUCAGCGGCGACUUUCACGGUGGCGUGGCACCCGGCGCGGUACCUGCUGGCCUUCGCGUGCGAGGACAAGGAGCCGCCCGAACGCAAGCGGGAUGCCGGCAACCUCAAGCUGUGGGGCCUCAGCAACAACUAGCGCUAGCACUACUACAAUAUACACUACCACAUA
Molecule: messenger RNA, 1113 nt
Organism: Bicyclus anynana (squinting bush brown)
Lineage: Eukaryota; Metazoa; Arthropoda; Insecta; Lepidoptera; Nymphalidae
Gene: tex
Product: THO complex subunit 3
Exons: 8
Coding region: 94-1080 (328 amino acids)
Biological process (GO): mRNA export from nucleus
Cellular component (GO): THO complex part of transcription export complex
Molecular function (GO): protein binding
Source: RefSeq, a predicted model, not a curated record